AUGCAAGAAAUUUUUAAACGGUUAGAGCUCAAAGAGGAAAAAUUUUCCAUAUUUGAAGCAGCAACAGAUCAAGACAUGAAACAUUUGUGGGAAUCGGUACUUGAAGUAGAUAAUUCAUUGGUACCCGAAGAUACAUCAAAGAAACAUAUUGAAAAUAAGCCCCGUAUCCUUGAGUUUAUGAAUCAUUGCUGUCGUUCGAGAACGUAUUUUUUUGAAAUUCGAAAAUGUCAAGAAGCUAGAACAGGUUGUACAAUUUGUAAACCGCCAUGGAGUAGACCUGAUGUAUUUUCAAAGUUGCAACCCUUCCCCGAUUCUAUUCCUAAAGCAAAUGAAGAUCAUUAUAUGCCAUUCUGUGAAAUAUAUAGUAAAGAUACUAGUAAAAAAUACCGCCCAUCAUUGCUUCAAAAAGCCAAUGUGCCUACAUCAACAAUUACUACGACUAUUGAUAGUCUUGGUGUUAAUGGAAUGGGUUUCAGUCCUCGAGCACAAUAUGCAACAAAUGUUCGUAUCUUGGUCAAGUGCAUUGAAUGUAACCGUCCACGAGUUCUCUACUCACAAUAUCGUCUAAACCCAGAGGAGGAAAAUCUUCUUAAAAAUUUCUUGGAAACAAUUGAUUAUACAUGCGGCACAACAUUUUAUGGAAUUUCAGAUCUCACAAAAGCCAGUCCACCCUUAUUUCGAAACGAUAAUAAUUGCAGCAUAAAUAAUGACGAACUUACCUGCGCGAUAUCAAUAGAAGUUCCUUACUUUUCUUCUCACCUUUAUCCUGAUGUUUGUUUCCAGUGUGGUGAUACAGAAAUCUUUUCUCCAACUCCUGCUAGUGAACAACCAUAUUGCUCUGAAUGCUAUGCCACAGUAAAAACUAAAAAAAAAAAGGGCAAAGGCGUUAAGUUUAAAGCUAAAAAAAGAAAAGCAGUUAAGAAAAGUGUCGCG
Racocetra persica is the source of this 933-nucleotide messenger RNA. NCBI's taxonomy places the organism in Eukaryota, Fungi, Glomeromycota, Glomeromycetes, Diversisporales, Gigasporaceae. The record is from the annotation of a GenBank genome assembly.